Cynocephalus volans (Philippine flying lemur) is the source of this 1653-nucleotide messenger RNA. RefSeq names its product olfactomedin like 1 (gene OLFML1). NCBI's taxonomy places the organism in Eukaryota, Metazoa, Chordata, Mammalia, Dermoptera, Cynocephalidae. The transcript is spliced from 3 exons. Gene Ontology annotation, biological process: signal transduction. The coding region runs from base 1 to 1209 and encodes 402 amino acids. The record is from RefSeq and is a predicted model, not a curated record.
AUGAUGGUGGCCUUUCGCCGAGCUUCUGUUUUGCUGGUUCUGUUCCUCGAAGCUUUUCUGCCCCCACCACAGUGUGCCCAGGACCCAGCUAUGGUGCAUUACAUAUACCAGCGCUUUCACGUCUUGGAGCAAGGGCUGGAAAAAUGUACCCAAGCAACGAGGGCAUACAUUCAGGACUUCCGAGAGUUCUCAAAAAACAUAUCGGUUAUGCUGGGAAGAUGUCAGACCUACACGAAUGAGUAUAAGAAUGCAGUAAAUAACCUGGCACUGAGAGUCGAACGUGCCCAGCGGGAGAUUGACUACCUAGAAUACCUUCGAGAAGCAGACGUGUGCCUAGAAUCAGAGGACAAGACACUGGCAGAAAAGCUACUUCAAGAAGCUGAAGAAGAGAAAAAGAUCCAAACUCUGCUGAAUGCAAGCUGUGACAACAUGCUGAUGGGCAUAAAGUCUCUGAAAAUAGUGAAGAAGACUAUGGACACAGAUGGCUCUUGGAUGAAAGAUGCUACCAGUAACUCUCCAAAGGUGUAUUUCUUAAUUGGAUCCAGAAACAACACUGUUUGGGAAUUUGCUAACAUGCAGGCAUUCAUGGAGGAUAGCACCAAGACAGUUCCCCGGAAGCUCAUCCUAACACUUUCCUGGCAGGGAACUGGCCAGGUGAUCUACAAAGGUUUUCUAUUUUUUCACAACCAAGGGACUUCUAAUGAGAUCAUCAAAUAUAAUCUGCAGAAGAGGACUGUGGAAGAUCGAAUGCUGCUCCCAGGAGGGGCAGGCCGAGCACUGGUCUACCAGCACUCCCCAUCCACUUACAUUGACCUGGCUGUAGAUGAGCAUGGGCUCUGGGCCAUUCACUCAGGGCCAGGCAUCCAUGGCCAUUUGGUUCUCACGAAAAUUGAGCCUAGCACACUGGGAGUGGAGCAUUCCUGGGACACUCCAUGCAGAAGCCAGGAUGCUGAAGCCUCAUUCCUUUUGUGUGGGGUUCUUUAUGUGGUCUACAGUUCUGGUGGCCAGGGCCCUCAUCGUAUCACCUGCGUCUAUGAUCCUCGGAGAACUAUCAGGGAGGAGGACCUGCCCAACUUAUUCUUCCCCAGGCGACCAAGAAGUCACUCCAUGAUCCAUUACAACCCCAGAGAUAAGCAGCUCUAUGCCUGGAAUGAAGGAAACCAGAUCAUUUACAAACUCCAGACAAAGAGAAAGCUGCCUGUGGAGUAAUGCAUUACAGCUGGGAGGCACAGCACCGUGGCACUGGCAGCUGCUCUCUAGGACACUGAGGCCACAGCCCUUUCACAAUACAAUAUCCCUCUAAUCACACACACAGGAAUAGCAUCUAGAAGUGAGAAUACACAUGCAUCCUUUCCCAGAUGUCACUGGUAUCUUCCCAGAGCUUAGAUGAGAGUCUAUCAUUAGGAAAUUUUCAACAAUGUCCAUUACUUAUCCAAACCUCUUUGCUCUUACGGCUUACCACAUUCUGAUCCAGCUUCCAGAUGUCUCUUCUACUGCUCUCCAGCAUUUACUCUAACUCUGCCCUCUUCUCCCCAACACUUAGAAUUGUAUGCCAUCCUCUAAUAUUGGCUUUUCCCUCCUCUGGCCUUUGCUAAAGCUUCUCCCUCUUUCUUAAAUGCCUAUUGAUAUUAUUACAUUUUUCACUGCCCAGUU